AUGGCACAUACCCCUCCCUCCCAAUCUACCUUUGUGGAAAUUGAGCCUCCACCAGACAUCUCAACUCCAGUAUGGCCGCCUGCACUGCGACCGGGAAUGCCUCUGGAACCACCUCCAUGUGCUCCGGUGUUCUACCAUACCCCCACUCCACUCAGCCCUGUUCAUCCUGGAACCCAUGUGCACAUGUCCUCUCCUGCUCUGGCUGGGAGCACUCCAGUACAAACUCUCACCUGGGCAACACAAGGGGAUAACAUGCAACUUUGCACCUCUUCUGAAGGUGGAACUCAUUCAUCAGUGGCACAACAUGAACUGCCCAACAUUCUACCAACUCCUGGAAGGCAAAUACAAGAAGUCACUGCUUGGGUACAAGGGAACUGGGAUACCUUGUUUGACUUAAUGGCAAGACAAGAAACAAGAGUGAAUGAACUUACCCAGGAAGUGAAAGAUACCUCUUCUCAGCACCAGAGCCAGAUUGCUGAUCUUGCUGCAAAAGUGGAGGAUAACAAAAAUCAAGUUUUAACCCUGUUUACUACCACUAAGCAACAUGAGGAGACUGAAGCAGAUAACCUGACUAAAGCGAUGAAGUUAAUGAUCACGGAAGAACUCCAGAAGGUGGAAUCUACCUUGGUUUCUGAACUACGAUUCAUGGUUGAUCAACUCCAAGCAGAGGUUCAGCAGGACAUCAAAGCUGUUCAAAACACUUUCCAAACAAGCCAUAAUAAGAUAACUUCACAACUCCAACAAUGUGUUACUCAAACUGAUCAAUGUCUCACCGGUUUCAAAGGGUUGAAAAGUGAAGUGGAGAAAGGAUUUCAAAGUGUUAAAAAAAGUGCAGAUCAACAAAAGUUAAGCGUCUUGACGCCACCAGGUCCCAGCACUAUCAGUAUUUCAUCCCAGCCAUCUCCUUCUGCUCCAGUGACUCCUUCAACUUCUUCAACCCCUCCGUUAACAUCUGUGGUUAAAAGUGACCAUAUUAAAUUAACCUUCCCCACAUUUGGAAGGCCUUCAGAUGAUGCAGACCCCCUAUUGUACCUAACCAAAUGUCAGGAUUUUUUGGCUAUACAUCCCCUGACAGAUGCAGGCAUCCUGGCUACCUUCCGUACUGUCUUGUACGGAACAGCACGAGACUGGUGGGAAGUCAGACGGUCCACCAUAACCACCUGGAAUGAGUUUGAGACUGCAUUUUUAUCUGCUUUCCUUUCGGAGGAUUAUGAGGAUGAACUGGCUGAACGUGUCCGUACUAGGAUUCAAAGAGACACAGAAUCCAUUAGAGACUUCGCGUUUUCUUACAGAGCUCUCUGUAAAAGAUGGAAGGCAGAUUUUACAGAGGGUGAGAUUGUGAAGAUGAUACUUAAGAAUAUUAAGCCAUACCUUGCCAGUCAAUUGCGUAGCAGAGUAAAUACUGUGGAAGAGUUGGUAAAAUUAGGACAUCAACUGGAAAGAGAUUAUGAGCAACAGCUUCGUUAUGAUUGUGGUCGAAUGGGCCCUAAGCAUCAAGCCACAUCACAAAGACCCUACUCAAACCAACCUACUGAGAAAAUCCCAGUUCAGUGCUGGAGAUGUAGAGGACAGCAUCCACCAGGAAAAUGUCCACAUUAUACCUCUCCCCAGUCACCUCAGACGUCUGGUCCACAGUAUUCCACCAGCGGCAAACAACCUUAUCACCCCAAGUCAGGUGGUCAUCCGUCCAACAACUCUGUUGCUGCAACAAGAAGUCAUAAGUCACAAUCAGCAACCAAGAAAACCUCCUCCUCACUUACAAGCUCUAAUGAACGUGUAGCGGUACCUCAACAACUAGUUGUUCCCCUUUGUAUCGAUGCCUGGUCAGGUAAAGCCAUUGUGGACACUGGUGCAAGCUACACACUCAUCCAUGAGAAUCUCAUGAGGCAGCUUACAUCCCCCGACCAGCUGCAACCGUGGUGCCAUGGUCCUCUUUAUCUGGCGAAUGGAAAAGCAGAGAUUCCGUUAGGAUGGCUGAAUACCACCAUUAAUUUACAUGGCCAAGCAUUUACCUUACCUACUGCUGUACUUUCAUCCCAAGCUCUAGCCUAUGCUGUAGUCUUGGGGUUGGACUUUAUUUUCUUCAGUGGGCUGCAACUCAAUGUCAUUGAUCAAAAAUAUUCCUUCAAGCUGGAUCCUUCAAAAGAGUACCCCUUUCAACCAGGAAAUCCAAGUGUGUCAAAUGUAAGUCCCCAAAAAGAUAUAUGUCAAUUUAAGGAAGCCACACAAAACCUUUCCUUAUUAACUUCUGUGCCCCCUCCAUCAUCACCAUUGCAAAUUCAACACCCGGACGGUAUUGAUGAAAAGACAUUGAUAAAAAAUGCUGUGGAUGCUGCUCAUUUACCCUUUGAUGAAAAGCUACAGUUACUCCAAAUCCUGAACGAAAGCCCUCAGGUGUGUACUCUCCGUACUGGACGUACUGUGGUUCUCCAACACAGCAUCUAUGCCACCAGCCAAGUCCCCAUUAAACAACGGCCAUACCGUUUGUCCCCCCUCAAGCAAAUUGCCCUGGAGGAGCAACUUGAUGAGAUGUUGAUGCAAGGAAUAGUUGAACCAUCCCACUCUGCUUGGGCAUCACCGGUGGUCUUAGUACCCAAAAAAGACGGCAAAUUUAGAUUCUGUGUGGAUUACAGAAAGGUUAAUUCUGUAACAGAAAGUGAUGCUUACCCUCUUCCCAACAUCACAGAAAUUCUGGAAUCCCUCUCUGGGGCAGCCAUCUUCUCUACAAUCGAUCUAAACAGUGGAUAUUGGCAGGUGACCAUGGACCCCAACCGCAAAACCAAGACAGCCUUUAUCACUCCUGCAGGUCUCUAUCAAUUUAAUGUUAUGCCGUUUGGUCUCAAAAAUGCGCCCGCAACUUUUCAGAGGCUCAUGGAGACAGUUCUGGGAGAACUUAGGAGAAAAAUAUGCUUUGUGUACAUCGAUGACAUCAUUGUGUACUCACCUUCAAUAACUCAGCAUUUCCACGACCUCCAGACUGUCCUCCAUAGACUAGGAACUGCUGGUCUCACCAUAAACUUAAAGAAAAGUAAAUUCUGUCUUCAAGAACUCUCCUUCCUAGGACAUGUUGUAAGUGUCAAAGGCAUUUCAGCAGACCCGUGUAAGACUGAAGCCAUUCAUACCUAUCCUGUGCCUACGAACUUGAAGGAAGUUCAGCGGUUCCUCGGGUUAGCAGGGUGGUAUCACCGUUUCGUUCCAAAUUUUUCAAAAAUUACUGAACCCCUCAACGCACUGAAAAAGAAGGGACAUAGUUUUCAAUGGUCAAUUCAGUGUCAGCAAGCUUUUGAACAGCUAAAGUCUUGUCUCACCUCACCUCCCAUUCUGGGCCAUCCCGAUCUUCAGCGGCCAUUCAUUGUUUACACCGAUGCCAGUGACAUCGGCCUGGGUGCCAUAUUAGCACAACGGAGGGAUGUAGGCAGAGAGGAGGUUAUAGCCUAUGCAAGUCGAACAUUAACUGGGGCCGAACUCAAUUAUACUGCAACGGAGAAGGAAUGCCUUGCAGUCAUCUGGGCCCUGGAAAAGUGGCAACAUUACCUGGAGCACAAGCUUUUUACAGUUGUUACCGACCAUGCUGCACUGCAAUGGGUCAUGAACUCCACAAAAACCACCAGCCGCCUCAUUCGUUGGGUCCUGCGAUUGCAGAAAUUCGAUUUUGUUAUUGAGUACCGAAAAGGGAAGCUAAAUGUAGCUCCGGAUGCUCUAUCCAGAUCUUCGGUUACCCCAGGAUGUAACUUGUACACCAGCAGAAAAGACCUAGCCCUGCCUGUAUCAGAUGUUGUCCUGUGGGUCGAACAGCACAAAGACCCCGAAGUUACAAAAUUAUUGCAAGCGGUUGCAGAUAAUUGUGCCAGUCUGAAUGACCAGUACGAAAUAAUUGAGGACAAAUUGUAUCACAAAGCAUACCUGACAAAUAACCAACUGCAUUACAGAAUCUACAUUCCCAGCAGUCUCCGAUCCACCCUUCUCCAGUACUAUCACUCCACUCCCAUCUGUGGCCAUGGAGGAAUCUACAAGACCUAUAAGCGACUUCAGGAAGUAGCAUUUUGGCCAGGCAUGUGGUCAGCGGUGAAACAGCAUGUGAGGACCUGUGUUAAAUGUCAAACUCUGAAAAGUGAUAACAGGAAGCCUGCUGGAAAACUACAGCAAAUCACAACAAGCCGCCCAAACCAAAUGCUAGGAGUCGACCUCAUGGGUCCGUUGCCACGUAGCACAACUCAAAAUGAAUACCUGCUGGUCUUUGUUGAUUAUUAUUCUCGAUGGGUGGAGUUGUUCCCUAUUCGGAGUGCCACAGCAAAGAAUGUUGCCUCCAUAUUCAGAAAAGACAUCCUGACACGUUGGGGCGUACCAGACUUCGUUCUCUCAGACAGAGGCACUCAGUUUGUUUCAUCUGUUUUCAGAGAAUUAUGUGAGAACUGGAGUGUUAUUCCCAAAUUAACUACCGCCUAUCAUCCCCAAACCAACAUGACAGAAAGAGUUAAUCGAAAUCUCAAGAGCAUGAUGGCAGCCUAUGUGGACGACAACCAUCAGAGGUGGGACCAGUUCUUACCAGAAUUCAGAUUCGCCCUUAAUUCAGCAGUUCAAGAGACCACUGGACUAACCCCAGCCGAACUCCAGCUGGGUAGGAAACUCCAAAGUCCAAUGGACAAAAUACUCUCUGGCCCUAAUCUAACCCCAGAUGCUGCCUCUUAUGAUGUAGUUCAUCAUCUUCAUCAUCUGCAAACUCAAGCGAAAGAAAACAGCAAGAGAGCCAAAAUGAGACAAUUGAGGAACUAUAACAAAAAUAGGAGAGAUGUAACAUUCAAAAGCAAGGAUCGAGUAUGGUUGCGUAACUUUCCCCAGUCUAAUGCACAGCGUAAAUUUAGCGCAAAACUAGCCCAAAAAUGGAGAGGUCCUUACCGCAUUAUCAAGCAGCUGGGUCCGUUGAACUAUCAAAUAGCCCUGGAAGACACUGGAGAAGACGUACGUACAGCACAUGUUUGCAACAUAAAAAUGUGUUAUCCAACAGCGGCAGAACUGGAGAUACAAGAAAAGAAAAAAACUCCUGGAUAUAUUUCAAGAAUCCUCAGAUGACGAAGAUUUUCUAGGAUUUUCUCUCUCCUAAACAACCAUAGGUUGUUUUCUACUAGGGGGGGAGAGUGUGGCAAACAAAAUAAUCUGUCCUAUAACAUUGGUUACUUUCACUUUCAUUUUAGCGUGAUUUCUGGGUGGAGUGUGUCAAUUAACGGCCGAAGGGAAUUGUAUUUAAAGGGAGCGUGUCAUACCUGAAUCAGAAGCGUCAUCCGUUUGUUUGCACAUGAGGGUAGCCCGUAUGAGUGAUAGUUUACGGUGGAAAGACGGCUGUGUGUCAAUCAGCUGUUUCAUGGGUAUGAUGUCUGGUGCGUGACUGAAGCAUUGCACUUCCAGACCAACUUCCAUGGGCAUUGCUGAAGACAAGAAAAAAACUGCUUAUCCACCUAUCUUGGUGUCUGGUGACCCGCGAUACUCAUUGGUGCCUUCAAUACCUGCAAACGUGCGUGACGCGGUCGGUUUCUGGCACGGGCACGGAUUCCGGAUAGAGACCGCUAGCGGGAACGUGUGGUCAUUUCUUAUUUUGUUUUAUUUUAUUUUUGUCCAUUUUGUUUUUCUGUGUUAUGAUUUUGAACAUAUGAAAGAAAUAAAUAUCCUGAUGACCUUUAGUCUGGGAUUAUUAUUAUUUGUUGUGUAACAGGUGGUUAUUUUUCUGCUAUCCUGGGUAAAGAUAAUUUUUGACAGGUUUAAUCCUGUCUGGCGCCCGAAGGUUU
This is a messenger RNA of Carassius auratus (goldfish), 5780 nucleotides long. RefSeq lists its product as uncharacterized. The transcript has 2 exons. The record is from RefSeq and is a predicted model, not a curated record. Lineage: Eukaryota; Metazoa; Chordata; Actinopteri; Cypriniformes; Cyprinidae. Bases 1 to 5070 code for a protein of 1689 amino acids. Gene Ontology annotation, molecular function: nucleic acid binding; aspartic-type endopeptidase activity. Gene Ontology annotation, biological process: DNA integration; proteolysis.